ACUGGCCAGCUACUGCGCCAUAGCGUUCUAGUGCACCGUGGAAUAGUUGCAUCGAAGCCAAGGAGUGUUGUUCUUCUUGCUGUUGUUCGCUUCUAAACGGCAGAACGUGCGAACAAAGCAUUCCAAUACAUUUUUGGGGCGUCUUGUUUGGAGUGUGAUUUGCUUUAUUCUCUCGUACUUGACCGUGACACGGCGAUCUAAGUUUCGAACGUCCUGACAACCUUCUCACCGUUCUUGGUCAGCUUCGUGUCUCUGUUUCCAGCUUCCACGUAACGAUGUCGCUGUAUCCGUCGCUUGAAGAUAUGCAGGUGGACAAGAUGCUGCAAUCGCAGAACCGCGUUGUAGCAGCUGCGGCCGCUGCACAGCAGCAGCAGCAACAGCAACUCUACCAUCCAUCAGCACCAUCAUCCAAGGUGCCCCCGGCAUACAGCUUGUACCCGAGCUUCGAGGCAAUCGAAGCUGGUGGCAGCGCUCCGAAAAAGGUCUCCGUUCACAAUGCGCUCGCCCCAACAGCCAUGUACCCCGAUUUGUACGAGUACAUGGGCCUGGAGCUAUCGAAGGCCAUGAUCGAGGCGAACCUUCCACAGUUCAUGCACGCCCAACAGUCGCCCAACGCCCAAGCCCUUGCCAUCCCCCAGGAAUCGACGGUGGCGACGGUGAGCAAUGCAAACAUGGUCGCACCCGUCACCGGUGGCUUCGUGGGGCUUCAGCGUGGUCAAGUAACGAACGGUAUCCGUGAGCUGAUUCUGUGCAAGGGUGCGGACAAGAAAGUGGGUCUACGAGCACAUGCCGUCAACAAAGGUGUGUUCGUUUGCGUGGUGGUGAAAGAUAGCCCAGCAGCGAUGGCCGGCUUGCGGUUUGGAGAUCAGAUUCUGCAAAUUAACGGUACCCUCGUGGCCGGCUUCUCCGAUGACGACGUACACAAGCUACUGAAGAAGAGCGACAAAAACAACAUUUCUAUUGUAGUGCGCGAUCGCCCGUUCGAGCGUGCAAUAACGCUACACAAGGAUUCUUCGGGCAGUUUCGGCUUCCAGUUCAACAACGGCAAGAUCACGGCCAUCGUGAAGGAUUCUUCGGCAGCUCGAAAUGGGCUGCUGAUCGAUCAGCAGCUGCUAGAAGUGAACGGUCAAAAUGUAAUCGGCAUGAAGGACAAAGAGAUCACCAAGAUUAUCAGUGCGUCCGAACGAACCAUUACGCUCACCAUCGUUCCGUUCAUUAUCUACGAAGUGAUGAUGAAGAAGCUGCCCAUGUCCUGGCUGCGGGGCAAGAUGGAUCACUCAGUGCCGGAUUUUUAAAGUAGCCUCCCACAUUUGAUGCCAAACAAUGAAGCUCGUAUGGAGUACACAGUACACACCUCAACAGCGAACUGGAUAGACUACAGCGAUUUUGUAAUGUUAAUCAGUACUGUAACCGAGAAUCUUAUGGUUUUAAACGACAGCCAUCUCAACAAUUGCCUCCAAGAGUGAAGCAGAAUGAUUAAGGAUCUUCGACAGGUCUUACAUACACAUGCACACUCAAAACAAAUACCCCCUUAUGUGGCAUAUUCUAAGAACCCCGUGUCUUCGUAGUAAUCGCAUUAAUCCGAAGUGCACCGAUGGGCCUUUUAACCUCCUAGUAUUCUUCCAUCUAUCCGCACAUACCACUAUUACGUUUUUUAAGAAGAUACAUUUAUAAGCCUGACGAUUAAUAAAGGGCUCCAAAUCGUAA
Messenger RNA from Anopheles darlingi, 1707 nucleotides. RefSeq names its product syntenin-1-like. Gene Ontology annotation, cellular component: plasma membrane; cytoplasm. The record is from RefSeq and is a predicted model, not a curated record. The coding region runs from base 276 to 1295 and encodes 339 amino acids. NCBI's taxonomy places the organism in Eukaryota, Metazoa, Arthropoda, Insecta, Diptera, Culicidae. The transcript is spliced from 4 exons. Gene Ontology annotation, molecular function: protein binding.